GAAGGUCACUGAUAACGUGUUGUUUUGACGGCGCGUGUUGUUAAUAAUUUAUAGAUGAAUAAGAUACGUUGCAGGAAGUAUACACACGGCAUCGAACUAUUGCUAUAAAAAGCAUACUUUUGCAUGUUUCCUUCUGCUUCGACAUGAAGUGCUUCAUAUUUAAUGUUUUAUUGAUCACAGUGGUAAUCCUUGCAACAAUACAAGUUCAAGGUGGUAGUCCUGGUUCUCCUGGAGCACCAGGUAGUCCAGGAUGCCCUGGUGGUCCAGGAGGGGCCGGUGGUCCAGGAAGUGCUGGUGGCCCAGGAGUCUCUGGUGGUCCAGGAGGCACUGGGGGCCAGGGAGGAACUGGUUUUCCUAAUUGCCCUGGUGGACCAGGAGGGGCCGGUGGACCAGGAGGUGCAGGUGGUCCAGGAGGAGGUGGUGGUACAGGAGGCGGUGGUGGAGGAGGAGGCCCUGGUUCUCCACCUGGAAGUCCUGGUUCUCCUGGACCACCAGGUAGUCCAGGAGGCGCCUGGGUCCAAUAGGAGCUGCUGCUCCAGGAGGCGCCGGGGUCCAAUAGGAGCUACUGCUCCAGGAGGCGCUGGUGGAAUGAUCUUGCAACCCUUGUAUUCAGAGUGUGCCAUUUAUGGUAAAUUAAUGCACGAUAUGUUUGAAGAAAUGCGGAUUGAUAACAGAAUUGGUCCAGAGCAGUGUCAAUCAGGAAAUCAAACAAUAUGCAUGUCUAAAGAUGUGGAAAAGGUUCGCUGUGCAGUAACUGAGCCAAUGCCACAAGAAUGUGUGGAUAAGAUUAUGGAGUUUGUACAAGGAAAUUCAUGUAACGAUGUGUGAUGAAAUCGACAUUUAAAUUGUAAUUAUAACUGUUGCCACCAUUUAUGAUGAAACAUUAAAUGUGGGUGAAAUAAAUAUAUUCAAUUAUGAA
Messenger RNA from Parasteatoda tepidariorum (common house spider), 919 nucleotides. RefSeq lists its product as uncharacterized. The record is from RefSeq and is a predicted model, not a curated record. Lineage: Eukaryota; Metazoa; Arthropoda; Arachnida; Araneae; Theridiidae.